AUGUUUCGACAAACGAAGGCGGCGCUCCAGAAACUUCGCUAUCUGAAAUUGAAUGGACAGCAGCAUACAUGGAAGCUGAAGAGCACAUCAGCAAGAGAGAGGGCUGCUCAGUACCAACCGGGACAGAAAAUCCAUGGUUUUACAGUCAGAGAGGUUGCAGUAGUCCCUGACUUGUUUCUCACCGCCGUGAAGUUGACCCACGAUAAAACUGGAGCUCAGUACCUCCACACAGCCAGAGAUGACUCCAAUAACCUCUUCAGCGUCCAGUUCAGAACGACCCCCAUGGACAGCACCGGCGUCCCGCACAUCCUGGAGCACACGGUGCUGUGUGGAUCUGAGAAGUAUCCCUGCAGAGAUCCUUUCUUCAAGAUGCUCACCAGGUCCCUGUCCACCUUCAUGAACGCUUUCACAGCCAGCGACUACACCAUGUAUCCGUUCUCCACUCAGAACGGGAAGGACUUCCAGAAUCUUCUGUCAGUUUAUCUGGAUGCAGUUUUCUUCCCCUGUUUACGAGAGCAGGAUUUCAGGCAGGAGGGCUGGAGGCUGGAGAACGAAAACCCCACAGAUCCCAACACUCCUCUGGUGUUUAAAGGCGUCGUGUUCAAUGAAAUGAAGGGAGCUUUUUCAGACAACGAGCGCGUGUACGCCCAGCACCUCCAGAACAAGCUGUAUCCAGACCACACCUACUCUGUGGUGUCAGGAGGGGAACCUUUAGCCAUCCCCGACCUCACCUGGGAGCAGCUCAGGCAGUUCCACGCCACGCACUACCACCCCAGCAACGCCAGGUUCUUCACAUACGGAGAUUUGCCUUUGGAGCAGCACCUGCAGCAGAUCGAAGAGGAGGCUCUGUCCAAGUUUGAUCGCAUCAACCCGAACACUGAGGUGCCCUCCCAGCCACACUGGAGCAGCCCUAGAGAGGACCACGUGACCUGCAGCCCCGACGCUCUGGCUCCAGAUCCAGCCAGGCAGAACACGCUGUGUGUGAGCUACCUGCUGGGAGACAUCACUGACACGUUUGAAGGAUUCACUCUCAGCCUGCUGUCCUCGCUGAUGAUCUCUGGACCAAACUCUCCCUUCUACAAAGCUCUCAUUGAACCCAAGAUAGGAACCGACUUCUCUUCUGUCGUAGGAUACGAUGGCAGCACCAAAGAGGCAUCGUUCAGCAUCGGACUGCAGGGGAUGUCUGCGGAGGACACAGAGAGGGUGAAACAAAUCAUCAGCCAAACCAUCGAUGACAUCAUAGAAAACGGCUUCGAGGAGGAAAGAAUCGAGGCUCUCCUCCACAAGAUCGAGAUCCAGAUGAAGCACCAGUCCACCAACUUCGGUCUGUCUCUGGCCUCGUACAUAGCAUCAUCGUGGAAUCACGACGGCGACCCUGUGGAGCUGCUGCAAAUCAACGAGAGUGUUUCUGAGUUCAGACAGGCCCUGAAGGAAAACCCUCGCUUCCUCCAGGACAAAGUCAAACACUACUUCAAGGAGAACACACACAGACUGACCCUGUCGAUGAGUCCGGAUGAAGCCUACCUGGAGAAACAGGCCCAGGCUGAAGAGGAGAAGCUUCAGAAAAAGAUCCAGGCUCUGUCUGACAGUGACAGAAAAGAAAUCUAUGACAAAGGUCUGGAGCUGCUGGAUGCUCAGAGUAAAAUCCAGGACGCCUCCUGUUUGCCUGCACUCAAAGUGUCCGACAUCGAGCCCACGAUACCCGUCACCCCCGUUCAGAUCAACACAGCAGGAGGUGUUCCGGUUCAGUUCUGCGAGCAGCCCACCAACGGCUUGGUUUACUUCAGAGCCAUGUGCAGCCUCAACACGCUGCCGGAGGAGCUCAGGCUUUAUGUCCCGCUCUUCUGCAGCGUCAUCACCAAGAUGGGCUGUGGAGCUCUGGACUACCGGCAGCAGUCCCAGCAGAUGGAGCUGAGGACGGGGGGCAUGUCCGUCUCCACCCAGGUCAUCCAGGACUCCACCCAGCUGGACGUGUACGAGCAGGGUGUCCUCCUGAACUCCUCGUGUCUGGACCGGAACCUCCCUCACAUGUUUCAGCUGUGGAGCGACAUAUUCAACAGCCCCCACUUGGAUGACGAGGAGCGCCUCAGAGUGCUGGUGAUGAUGUCAGCACAGGAGCUGGCCAAUGGGAUCUCCUACUCUGGUCACAUGUACGCCAUGACCCGUUCAGGCCGCCACCUGACUCCAGCAGGAGACCUCCAGGAGACGUUCAGUGGGAUGGACCAGGUGAAGUUCAUGAAGAGGAUAGCAGAGAUGUCAGACCUCAGCCAAGCCAUCCGAGCACUACCCCGCAUCAAAAAACACCUUCUCAACCCCGACAACAUGAGGUGUUCAGUGAACGCGACUCAACAGAAAAUGUCCGACGCAGCCGCACAGCUGGAGAGUUUUAUGAAGGAUGUGUCUGAAAACAGAAAAGAACGUAAACCUGUCAGAAGUAAUAUCAUUGAGAGGCCUCUUGACCCUCGGGACGACUCUGGUCCGUGUAGGAAACUCGUCUCUGAGCUGAACUUCAGUCCGUGUCAUAUGAAAACUUUAUUCCCGAUGCCGUUCCCCGUCAACUUUGUCAGUGAGAGUAUUCGUACGGUGCCGUUCUCCCACGAGGACUACGCCAGUUUGUGCGUCCUGGCGAGGAUGAUGACAGCCAAGUUUCUUCACGGAGAGAUCCGGGAGAAGGGAGGAGCCUACGGGGGCGGGGCCAGGAUGGGAGGAGGAGUUUUCACCUUCUACUCCUACAGGGACCCGAACUCGGUGCAGACCUUGUCUGUGUUCCGUAGAGGCGUCGACUGGGCCAAGUCGGGACAGUUCACUCAGCAGGACAUCGAUGAAGCCAAACUGUCGGUGUUCUCAGCCGUCGACUCACCUGUGGCGCCCUCCAACAAAGGAAUGGGUCUGUUCCUCAGUGGAGUCACAGACGAGAUGAAGCAGAGUCACAGAGAAAGACUCUUCGCCGUCACUCACAAAAAUCUGGUGGACGUGGCUGGAAGAUACCUCGGUGUCGGUCAGAGGACGUGUGGCGUCACCAUCCUGGGUCCAGAGAACGAGACCAUUAAAAAAGACCCGUCAUGGAUCAUAAAAUAGUUAUUUUACCAUGUAGACACUUAACUGGACUACAGUUGUACUACAGUGGCGAGAGGUUCUGAAUAUUCUAAACAAAUUCUCUUGUGAGGAUUUAAAAACGGUGGCAAAAAAAGCUAGAACGCACAAAACAAAGAGGACGGUUGCCUGAUCAGUGUUUUAGCUGUAAAUCUGAUUCUUCAGAUUGCUUUUCUGUCUAUUCCCUUAUGUACAUAUUUAUGAAAUUGUGAAUAUUACAGCAUCAUGUUGAAAUACUAAA
Acanthopagrus latus (yellowfin seabream) is the source of this 3334-nucleotide messenger RNA. RefSeq names its product pitrilysin metallopeptidase 1 (gene pitrm1). Gene Ontology annotation, molecular function: metal ion binding. Gene Ontology annotation, cellular component: mitochondrial matrix. The coding region runs from base 1 to 3078 and encodes 1025 amino acids. The record is from RefSeq and is a predicted model, not a curated record. Gene Ontology annotation, biological process: protein processing. The transcript has 27 exons. NCBI's taxonomy places the organism in Eukaryota, Metazoa, Chordata, Actinopteri, Spariformes, Sparidae.